This is a messenger RNA of Nicotiana tabacum (common tobacco), 2130 nucleotides long. RefSeq lists its product as uncharacterized. NCBI's taxonomy places the organism in Eukaryota, Viridiplantae, Streptophyta, Magnoliopsida, Solanales, Solanaceae. The record is from RefSeq and is a predicted model, not a curated record.
AUUAAUGUGUAAAUAGAAAGUGAUGUAGCAGUGAGAGCUCCUCCAACUAGUAUAUCCCAACCCCAAACAUCUGCAAUUAGAAUCUCAUCCCCUAAUAUUUCCAAAAAAAAUCCAGCAUUUAGAUCCCUUUAAACUUCUCACAAUCAACUAUUGAAUUUUACAACUACAUUCUACUGCCAUUACUGUGAUUUCUACUUGUCUCAAAUCCUCAUUUUGCCCACGCGAUGCAGUUUCAAAUUGAGCUCAGCUUUAAUUUGACCUAAGUAUAGUUUGGAUGCGAGUUAAUUUAGAAUAUGAUUGAGCAGUUCAUCAAUUUUGUUAUUCGUCCCCCGAGGUUGUGCAAAAUGAAUGAGAGAAAGAAGGCACGCUGAGAAACUGCAUACACUUAAGUGGAGGUGUCAUUUGAUGUAAUAAAAAAGGCACAUCAUGCAAUUGGGAAUUUACACAUGCCCGCCUGCCACAACUCACCUCCUUUAUCCAGGGCAGAUUACAAUCCAGAACAGUUUUUAUGGGAGAAAGAGUUUAGUGUUGGGGGAAGAAAGUACAAAAGAGAAGACUUUGAGGCAACUUAAGAAUGAAAGAGGGCAUACCUUGCAAUGCAGUCAUUAUACUCCAUCAUCAUUUCCUGAUGGUGCUCCUCUUCCUUGUGUUAUAUACUGCCAUGGAAACAGUGGCUGUAGGGCUGAUGCGAAUGAGGCAGCUGUAAUACUUCUUUCAUCAAACAUCACUGUUUUAACCCUUGACUUUUCUGGUUCGGGCUUGUCAGAUGGUGAUUACGUUAGUCUUGGUUGGCAUGAGAAAGAUGACCUCAAGGUAGUUGUGUCACAUCUGAGAAGCAACCUGAAAGUAUCACGCAUAGGUCUAUGGGGGCGGUCAAUGGGUGCAGUUACAAGCCUUCUAUAUGGAGCGGAAGAUCCUUCUAUUGCUGGAAUGGUCUUGGAUAGUGCUUUCUCUAACUUAUUUGAUCUAAUGAUGGAGCUUGUAGAUGUCUACAAAAUCAGGCUUCCUAAAUUCACUGUAAAGGUUGCUGUGCAGUAUAUGCGACGCGUCAUUCAGAAGAAGGCCAAGUUUGAUAUCAUGAGCCUUAAUUGCUUACAGGUGGCUCCUAAAACUUAUAUUCCUGCUCUCUUUGGACAUGCUAAGGAUGAUAAGUUCAUUCAACCCCACCACUCUGAUCUCAUUUAUAAGUCAUAUGCGGGUGAUAAAAAUAUUAUCAAGUUUGAUGGUGACCACAAUUCCUCCCGGCCACAAUUUUAUUAUGAUUCUGUGUCCAUAUUCUUCUAUAAUGUCUUACACCCUCCCCGGAUUUCACCAACUUCAACUAAAAUAGAGAAAUAUUACGAUCUAGGCGACAUCAAGGUCGGUGCUGGAAUGGAUGAGAAUCUCUUAUAUGAGAUAAUUGCAAGUCUUAGGAAUGUUACUUCUGAUACAGCAAGCUCUUCCUCUGUGCCGCCUAGCAUUUCAACAGCAAAGUCUGCUGCCGAACUUCUUUCUGACAUUGCCCCAGUCACCAGUCUAAUUAAUCCAUUAACUAAUAAAGGAGAAGAACUCAUUGGUCAUGACACUCCACAAACAGAGGACAAGCAAAGUGGCCAAGAUGAGGACUGUUGCUCUUACACAAGCUCAACCAGAGAGAGUUGGGGAAGGUGCUCAUCUCUGGGAAGUGAUGCCGUGAUUUCUACAGAUUUUGUAGAUGCCAUCGGUGGCAGUCAGAUUACGGCCGAUGUGCCUGCGACCCCUCUUUGUAAUAAGCAGCAUACUGCACUGGACUCAUCAAAGGACGAUGAAAAAAAGAAAGCUCCACAAGUUACAAAAAAAUCUAAGCGUGAGAAGUUUGAAAAGCUGGAGGCCCUUAGCCAGCGAUUACGGCUUUGUUUUAUGAAGAGAGUUAACCAUAGGAGAUACAGCUCCUCCUAACCAUCUUCUGCCAUUGACAAGGAUAGUCGGUAAAGUUCAUUUUACAAUUCUAUUCACAAGCUCUGUUCUAUAAAUGGGGAAGUUGGUAACUCUUUCUUUAGUGGCUGUUGCGUGUAUGUAUGACUAGCAAUUCCAUUUACAAAUUUAUGCGCAAUAGCUUAGAUUUAUGUAAGUAAUUAUAACUCAUUUUUAUAAAGUUCAAUUUGUUGCCCA